This is a messenger RNA of Elephantulus edwardii (Cape elephant shrew), 1532 nucleotides long. RefSeq names its product tryptophan hydroxylase 1 (gene TPH1). The transcript has 10 exons. Gene Ontology annotation, molecular function: tryptophan 5-monooxygenase activity; iron ion binding. The record is from RefSeq and is a predicted model, not a curated record. Gene Ontology annotation, biological process: serotonin biosynthetic process; aromatic amino acid metabolic process. Gene Ontology annotation, cellular component: neuron projection. Bases 18 to 1352 code for a protein of 444 amino acids. Lineage: Eukaryota; Metazoa; Chordata; Mammalia; Macroscelidea; Macroscelididae.
AAGCACAUCAAUUCAUAAUGAUUGAAGACAAUAAGGAGAACAGAGACCAUUCCCUAGAAAGGGGAAGAGCAACUCUUAUUUUUUCCUUAAAGAAUGAAGUUGGAGGACUUAUAAAAGCCCUGAAAAUAUUCCAGGAGAAGCAUGUGAACCUGUUACAUAUUGAGUCACGAAAAUCAAAGAGAAGAAACUCAGAAUUUGAGAUUUUUGUUGACUGUGAUAUCAAUAGAGAGCAAUUAAAUGAUAUUUUUCACCUGUUGAAAUCUCAUACUAACAUUCUCUCCGUGAAUCCAUCAGAUAAUUUUACUGGGAAGGAAGAUGGCAUAGAAACUAUUCCAUGGUUUCCAAAGAAGAUUUCAGACCUGGAUCAUUGUGCGAACAGAGUUCUGAUGUAUGGAUCUGAACUAGACGCAGACCAUCCUGGCUUCAAAGACAAUGUCUAUCGUAAAAGGCGAAAAUAUUUUGCAGACUUGGCUCUAAAUUACAAACAUGGGGACCCAAUUCCUAAAGUGGAAUUCACAGAAGAGGAGAUUAAGACCUGGGGAACUGUGUUCCAAGAGCUCAACAAACUCUACCCAACUCAUGCUUGUAGAGAGUACCUCAAAAACUUACCUUUGCUUUCCAAAUAUUGUGGAUAUCGGGAAGAUAAUAUUCCCCAAUUAGAAGAUGUCUCCAACUUUUUAAAAGAGCGCACUGGUUUUUCCAUCCGUCCUGUAGCUGGCUACCUAUCCCCAAGAGAUUUCCUAUCUGGUUUAGCUUUUCGAGUUUUUCACUGCACUCAGUAUGUGAGACACAGUUCAGAUCCUUUCUACACACCAGAGCCAGACACCUGCCAUGAACUCUUAGGCCAUGUUCCACUAUUGGCUGAACCCAGUUUUGCCCAAUUCUCCCAAGAAAUUGGCCUGGCAUCCCUGGGUGCUUCAGAGGAGGCUGUUCAAAAACUGGCAACGUGUUAUUUCUUCACUGUGGAGUUUGGGCUGUGUAAACAAGAUGGGCAGCUACGAGUCUUUGGUGCUGGCUUGCUUUCUUCUAUCAGUGAACUCAAACAUGCACUUUCUGGACAUGCCAAAGUAAAACCCUUUGAUCCCAAGAUUACCUGCAAACAAGAGUGCCUCAUCACAACCUUCCAAGAUGUCUACUUUGUAUCAGAAAACUUUGAAGAUGCCAAGGAGAAGAUGAGAGAGUUUACCAAGACAAUCAAGCGUCCCUUUGGAGUAAAGUACAAUCCAUACACACGGAGUAUUCAGAUCUUGAAAGAUGUCAAGAGCAUAACCAACGCUGUGAAUGAGCUGCGGUAUGACCUCGAUGUUGUCAGUGACUCCCUUGCUAAGAUCACCAGGCAGCCAAGCCUCUGACAGUCCCUGUCCUGAUCCAGAGGCAUUGGAACAUCAUUUCAGAGCCCUGGAGGGGCAACUUCUGCUUUUCUUGAAGACCUGAUGAUGGAGUGGGCAAAAAGGACAGCGGCUCUCAGCUAUAAAUUAUUCAAUAUUCCAAUCAUUAAUGGAUCACUAUUUUUUGAAAAUUUUACCUAUUCU